This is a messenger RNA of Caenorhabditis briggsae, 1317 nucleotides long. Bases 1 to 1317 code for a protein of 438 amino acids. The record is from RefSeq and is a predicted model, not a curated record. Lineage: Eukaryota; Metazoa; Nematoda; Chromadorea; Rhabditida; Rhabditidae. The transcript is spliced from 8 exons.
AUGAUGAAUUCUGAACCCAGCACCCCUUCCGAAGGUCUGAAUAAACAUAAAAGGAUUUCUGCAUUGCCAGAUGCAGAAUCGGCAUUGAUGGGCAAAAGACCAAGAAACGAGAGGAAUGAAUCGGACUUCAUAGAACCUCUGGACCCCUCAGAAGUUUCAAAAGCUCCGGCGGAGCCAGCUCCAGCUAAACCAGCUCCAAAACCAGCAUACGGACCGCACGCCGUAAUCAAAGAAAUUCCAGAGUGGAUCAGGAAGUACGAGGUGUUCGAAGAGGAUCUUCCCAAACAUGGCAGACCUUGGCUCUUCCCACUGGACCAUUAUCGACCAGAAGGUCCUAAGGCACCAGAUCCGCGAUUCAAACUCAUGGAUCAAUACAUCGAAGAAAUGAGAAAAGCUCGUGGAUAUGACAAGGAAACAGAAGAUAAGCUGGCACAUCCGGAUCUUCUCAAAGGAAGAAGAAAUCAAUGGUAUGGAUUCAUCAGCUUAGACUACUUUGUUCAAAAAGUGCUAAACGACUACACAAGCUCCUCUGGCACUAAGCACUUUUUGGUAUCCUUUAAUGGAUACUCCGAUCCACACUAUAAUUACUGGCGAAGCGAGGCGGAGCUUUACCAGUGCAAAAAUCUGAUUGAGGAGUAUCAGAAUAACAAAAAAGGACGCCCAAACACGAUACAACCAAAUUCGGAUUCGGAAGACUCUGAUGAAGAUGAGUAUAUCAAGCCGGAUAUCAGCUGGAGAGACCGCAUUGAGGUCGCUCGAAACUACGACACCGACGAGGAUGGUGAAACUGGAGAAGAUUCUGACGACGACGAGAUUGAGGAGAAUAAGAACACUUCCGAGGAACUUGAUCGAAGUGAGGACUCAUCGGAAGACGACGAGGGCUUAUCGGAUGACGAUAAAGAAAGAGAAGGGAACACUGAAGUGCGGAUUCGAACUCAUCAAACGUUGUCGAUGGCACAGUUUGCUCACACAACUCUCAACACUUCAGCUUCACGAGCAUCGACUCAACGUCAAACUGAAAAGCAUGUCAAAGUGUCUACUGCGAAGUCCGUGGCUUCUCCCAAAAGUGCUAAGGGCGACUCGGCGUCUCUCUCCGACAACUCUCACUCGAUUCCAGCUACUCAAUCUAUGAAGCAUCGCCCGUUCAGCAGAGUCAGUGAAAACUCUCAAUCGACCCCAAAGACGGAUUCGUCACAUUCUGGAAUGCAAGAAGCACAAACGCCACGUCGUCGUCGUCUCCAGUUGGAUGUUGUGCCGUCUUCGUCCAACACUUUCAGUCCAAAAAGAGCUUGCAACAAGCACGCCAUUCCAAAGUGA